AUACUACUAGGGUAGUAGCCUUGUGGUAGUACAAGAAGUAUACUAAUGGUAAAGCUGUUAAACACAGUCCUCAUCUUCAUUGGUUAGAUUCAUCACAUUCCCGAGGCUCUACUUGCACAGUUGCCUUACUUUUCUUCGAUGAACAGACUGACUGUCUCCUGUAUUCAGCAGAGUUUCCACAGUGGAACAUUUUGGAGAAUAAAGGAGGAAGACGAGGAGGAGGAGGAGGAGGAGGAAGAGGGAAAGAGGAAACAUGUUGCUGCCAACUCUUCAGAGACCCCACAGAGCUGGCAUAGUGUGUGUCACUCGAUGAAGUGGGAAAUUGAUGUCCUGGCUGGUGAUCCAGGCGGUGUUUUUCGGAGUGUGUGUCCUGAUCGAUGUGUCCAGUCUGCUGACUAAGGGAGGCGACAGCAGGGAGCAGGAGCGGCAGCUGAGGAAGCUGAUUGGCCUGAGGGACUGGAUGAUGGCUGUUCUGGCCUUCCCUGUCGGAGCGUUUGUGGUGUUUACGUUCUGGACUCUCUACCUGUACGACAGAGAACUGGUCUACCCCAGACUACUGGACAACUUCAUCCCUCAGUGGCUCAACCACGGCAUGCACACCACCGUUCUUCCUUUCAUCAUCAUCGAGAUGCGGACCACCCACCAUCGGUAUCCCAGCAGGUCGUGGGGUCUGGCAGCAGUGUGCUGCUUUGGCGUGGGAUACAUCCUCUGGACGUGUUGGGUGCACCAGGUGACAGGUGUGUGGGUGUACCCGGUGCUGGAGCGCAUCACUCCGCUGGCUCGAGUCAUCUUCUUCAGUGCGAUGACCGUGGUGAUUUGUGUUUUCUACACCCUCGGAGAAAUCCUCAACAGCUACAUCUGGGACCAGCCACACACAGAAAAGGUCAAAGGUGAGUGAUCUCCCCUCGACUGUGCGGGCUUCGAAAUCGGCCUCCGUCGGACAGAAGAGGAGUGCCCCGCCCACCCAGGACAGCACAAGAACAGAAAACAAGCGACCUCUCCGGGAGUGGAAAAGACCAUUACCUUUGAACUGUACAACAAUAACAUAGAAAAGACGGAAAAAUCAUCAGUUAAAUGUAAAUAGAGAAAAAGGUGAGGAUGAAGGCGAGUCAAAACUCAUCUUUUGUCUAUUUUUUGUUUUUCAAUGGCAAAAACUAAGCAACCGUGUUGCAUCCGGCUUUGUUAUGUGGAGAGACAGUGGACAAAACACACAAACAUACAACUACACAAAAUGUAGAACUUAAAACACUGAUAUACUUCACACACACACACACACACACAAGCACAUAACACAUGCUUACAGGGACAGAAACACACAAACAGUAUUUGUAAUCUGCUUUUCUGGUAUGAACUAUUUAUCAAAGUGAAUGAAUUCCUUCAUAAGCUACUACAAAACUACUAAACAUCAAUAAUGUGUUGAACAUCAUUAUUAUUCAUAUUUUGAAUAUGUAUGGAAGAAACUAGAUGUUGGUACAAAAUCAAUAAAGUUUGAGUGGAAAAUA
Molecule: messenger RNA, 1502 nt
Organism: Siniperca chuatsi (mandarin fish)
Lineage: Eukaryota; Metazoa; Chordata; Actinopteri; Centrarchiformes; Sinipercidae
Gene: aig1
Product: androgen-induced 1 (H. sapiens)
Exons: 7
Coding region: 326-898 (190 amino acids)
Cellular component (GO): membrane; endomembrane system
Source: RefSeq, a predicted model, not a curated record